AUGCUAAACAGCAACCCUCUAGAACUCAUUUAUAACAAUGAGGAUCCUGAUACAUAUUUGCACUACAAUGGAACCGGAACAACUCCUGAAUUGCUAGUGGCUUCAAGCAACAUCGGCGAGCAUACACACCGCAAAAUAAUUGACGAUCCUGGUUCUGUCACAGGCAAAAUAAUUGACGAUCCUGGUUCUGGACACAAACCAGUUAUUGCUAGUAUUACCAUCGGGCGCAAAAGCAUGACAACGAAAGUGCCAACUAAGCUAUCAUGGAACUUCAAGAAGGCUGACUGGCCUAGGUUCACAAACCUUUUAGAGAAUGAACUUCACACAAGUCACAUCAACUUCAAUCAACAUCCUGACAAACUUUGCACUGAUCCCAACUUCAACCAACAUCCUGACAAACUUUGCAAUGAUAUCGACUUCAACCAACAUCCUGAUAAACUUUGCACUGAUAUCACUCUGACAAACUUUGCACUAAUAUCACGAAUAUUAUGA
Messenger RNA from Rodentolepis nana, 492 nucleotides. NCBI's taxonomy places the organism in Eukaryota, Metazoa, Platyhelminthes, Cestoda, Cyclophyllidea, Hymenolepididae. The record is from the annotation of a GenBank genome assembly.